This is a messenger RNA of Paramuricea clavata, 19024 nucleotides long. Lineage: Eukaryota; Metazoa; Cnidaria; Anthozoa; Malacalcyonacea; Plexauridae. The record is from the annotation of a GenBank genome assembly.
GAAAACAAAAUUUGUAAACCACAAAAAUGACAAAAUAUGGUAGAAAAUAUAAAAUAUUUGCUUAAUUUACAGUAAACGUUUUAUCGGGGAUAUUAAAUAAAAUGGCGACAGCUGAGACAGAGAAAAAAGCCACAGAAGUUCUUAUUAAAUCACAUUAUGAUCAAGCAACGAGGUUUGUUUGUCGAUAUUUGUGACAUAUAUAUGUAAUUUUAUAUAUUUAUUUUUACUGUAUUUGAGGAAAUAAUGCUAUAUAGCACAAUAAAACAACAAUUGUCUAUUAGUUGUCUUGUGUAUUUGGUUGUUUUUAAAUAGAUUGCCAGAAUCAGAAUGUAAUAUUUGGUCUUUUAUAUUUAUUCCUUCCAUUCUUCCAUUUUAAUUAUCAUAGAUUAAGACCUAGCUAAGAUAAUUUACUGACAGUCCAGCUGUGUCUGUGAUAAAACAACACUGACAAUGAAUAUUUGGCAUGCUGUUCAUGUUCAAAUGAGGCAUUAAAUUAUAGUAACCUUUCAUUUCAAAUCCUCAUGAACAUCCAUAUAACCACAUGAGCAUGUCAGAAAUAUUUGCAUGAUAGUGGUCAUUCCAUGUAACCUCUAUGCUGAAGAUACACCAAUAUUAAAGAUGAUGUCUACUCCUGUGCGCAUGUGUGAACUUUGUUUACGUUUUGAACUGCUAUUUGUAAAAGAUGACAUACUAAACUGAAUAUCUAACACUUUUCUGGUUUGCUAUGCUUGUAAAUGAAUAUAAACUCUACAUUUCAAUUCAAAAAAGUUUGAAAGAUGCAAAAUUUGGGCAAUGUUUAUAUAUAUGGGUCCCCCUUUGUUAUGAGCAGAACUGAUAUGUGCAGAAUGGAUCCGGAGUGGAAAUCAUCUUUAACUAAUGUAUAUUAGAUAGUAUUGUAUUUGCCAAACUCAUGCCGAAGAUGUUCAACAAUAAUAGUUUAUUUGUACCUUAAUACAUUUUACAUGGUAAAAUUACAAUUAAUAUUAAAAAUAAUAUAAAUAAUAGGCACAGGCUUCGGGAAAUAACCUUAAGGGAAAGCAUAUUUAUUAGGGACGGACCAUUAGAUAUUUGAGGGGGGGGGGCAAUUUUUCUGUGCACAAAUUUUUUUUCAUCCCCCAGUUGCUUGCAAGAAUUUUUUUUUCAACAACAUUCCUUUGCAUGAUAUUUUUUUUAGGUGACCUAAAAAAUGUUUCCCGGAAAAAGGGGGGGGGGGGAGGAAGGCAUAAAUUUUUCCGACUGUCGUAAAAACACCGUUUUAAUGUUUUAGAAUAAUUACAUUACGAUUUUAAAAAUCAGCCCUAGUUCUUGCUCGAUUUUUUUCGAUAGGUUUGUUGUGCACGAUAUUUUUUUUCUGGAUUUUUUCUGUGUGUGAAUUUUUUUUUGGUAUUUCUCAAAUAUCUAAUGGUCCGGCCCCUUAUGCCAGGGGGCAGGAAGAUGUCGUAAGGAGGGGCACCUAAAUAUUUUCUGGCAUUAGAGGGGGCUCUUGAAAGUCUCUUCUACUAUACUGAGGGGGGGGGGGGGGGGGAGGCUCUAAACUUUUCAAAGUUUUGGUCUAGCAGGGGCCUGGAGUGUUCACUCCCACCAUAGUUUAUAAUAGAAUAGAUGGUUUGGAAACUCAUUAGAAUAACAUUCAUAGAUCUGGUCUUUUACCAUCACAUGAGUAUUGUAUUUUUGCCCGACUAACCAAAAGCAAUGUUUUAGGGAAGUUACCUAUCCAUGACUCAAACAAUAGGGUAAAUUGAAAAUUGCUAUUGGUGGACAUGGCAAAAAUAUAAUACAUAUGUGACGGUGAAAGAAUAUAUUUAUGAAUAAACGUUGACUACGACAUAGAUAAUGAGUUAUAUUGCUAUUGUAAUGAUUUCCAAACUGUCUAUUCUAUAUUAACUGACAUGGGGGAGCUCCACAUGGAAUACGUAAAGGAAGGCUGCAACACGCCUGUCAAACAUGCAUGCAAAAGCACCAAUAUGCUUCAACUUCUGAAAUUUUCAUUCUGUUUCGACCAAAUUUUCCAUGAAUAUAGAACAUAUCGUUCUUACAAAUCGUUUUUGUUUUGUUUUUGGAAUUGCUACUUUUUGGCUGGUAAAUUACGUCACAAACGUGGCACCAAAAAAAUUAAAAUGAGUUAUUGAUGAUUUUACUGAAUCCAUUUGUAGAGCAGACCAAGGGUACUUUAAUUAACUAAACUGAAAUCUGUUUCUAAAUACAACCAUUUUAUGGUAAGAUAUAGCGAUACAAAUGUCGAAAAAUCCGCCAUAUUGUCACUAAAAAUAGAACAAAAUGGCGGAUUUUUAGAAAUUCAAGUCAUAUCUUCGCAAGGAAUGGUUGUCAGGGACGUAGCAACUGGGGGUUGUGGGAGGAGGGUGUAAAACUCCCCCUACUGUGAAAUUCAGACAGAAAUCAUGUAAAAUUCAAGUUAAAAUUUUGACAUUUUCAGGUAAAAUUUGCGUAAUAAAGUAAUUAUUUUUGUGAAAUGAUAACCAUUUUUGUAAAAUACAGUCAAUUUACAUGCAAUUUGUUUGCGAAAUUUGCUUUAGAAAACGCCAGAAAUUCAGUCCUAGAGCUUCAAAAAUGUAAAAAUUUUCUGGGGGAGGAUCCCCAGACCUCCCUUUUCUCCCAAAACUUAGUAUGAGAGUGCCAAUCAAUCACAAAAAGCUUUAUUAUAAUUAUUACACGUAUAAUCCUCUGACAUCCCCCACCCCCCAAACGUCAGAUGCUUUGCUACGUCCCUGAUGGUUGUAUUCGAAACCGAUUUCAGUUUUAAGAUAUCCUUAGUCUGCUCUUCUAAAUGGAUACAUGAAAUCAUCUAUAGCUUAUUUUAAAUUUUUUGGCGCCAGGUUUGUGAAGUAAUUUACCUGCCAAAAAGUAGCAGUUCCAAAAACAAAAAAGCAUACGAUUUGUAAGAAUGAUAUGUUCUAUGUUUAUGGGAUAUUUAGUACAAACGGGAUGAAAAUUAAAGAAAUUGAAGCAUACUGGCACUUUUGCAUGCAUUUUUGACAGGCAUGCAAAGACAUUUGCAACAGAUGCCGGUAGAUACGUUGGGUGGGGGCGACAUUCUGUAAGGUUCCAGCACAUUACCCUGAUCCAGGAAAUCCUGGCCACUACAUGAACGUGUUCAAGACUCCGAAUACGCUGAAUGAUGGACAACAACAACCUGUUGAUAAUUUCACCCCUAGAGCCAAUUUAAAAUGUUUUAAAGACGGUGCCAUUUCAUCUGGCGCUAGUGAGGUGAAAGAAGCAGCAGAUCGGUAGUUUUGUUGAGGAGAAGCACAUGCUUGAGUAUAUCAGACAUCUUGAGGAACUGCAAAUUGUAUCUAUGAUAAGAGAGAAUUCCGGAUUGUACUCCUUCGAUUCCGAAUUCUAGAGGGGGGGGGCAUUGAAAAUUUUAAAAACUUGGAGGGGGGGCAUCGAAAUUUACCGAUAACCUCAACAGGGGCCCUGUAAAAAUAUGAGCUUUUUUCAAGACAUCUUCAUCCCCCUCCCUCGGUGUAAUAAAUGUACUUUCCUCUAAGAGGCUAAAAAUGCCAGGAAGCCCACUUUGCAGACAUUUUGAUAUUCGGAUUAUUAUAAGGUCGAGCAUAUUUCACUUAAAAUGCACCCUGGAUCCAUGUUUGAGAUCGAUCUCAAACAGUCAUGUGCCAGUGUAAGUAGUUACGAUAAAGUGGAACAUUGAAGUUCUGCUUGUAUUUUUCAGGUAGUUGUAUCUCUUUCCGUCUGCAGCUUUCGUGUCACUUACGCAUGGUCACCACAUAAUGGCAAUUUAUUCCCAUACAAAUACAUGUUCACAAAAUACUUGUCAUUGGCCAUUAAUUAAUUGGCAUGCAAGAUUACAAAAUAGGUGUUAGAAUGUACUUGUUAAGCUGAUCACUAGGAAUAAAGGUGUGUUUACACACUGGAAGUGGUUCAAGGCUAUAGCCAAAUGUUAUUGACUAAUGCGUAGAGUUUCAGUCAAUGAUUUUCACACUGCACUAUAGCUAGCUGUUACAUAUAAUUGAACCCUCCCUUCGAUAUUAAAUCUUGUUCUCACAGAGUUGUAUGUUGAAUUAAUUAUGAUGUUUGUAAUCAAUGCCGCAAAAUAAGCUUUUAAUACACCUUUUCAAUAAUUAUGUCAUGACUAUACUUCCUUGCCUUGCAAACUUGCUUUCAUAUGAAUCAUGAUAAUGAGGCUUCCAGGUAGGUCUUGGGGAGAUGUGUGACAUAUAUAAUCAUUGGUGAAUUGUGUCAUUCUUUUCACAUCUUCUAUUGAGACAUUCAAAGACUGGAUUGAUAUUCAAGUUGUCUAAGCUGGGAUUAUCUCGGGGAUUAUGUAGGGCUGUUCAAUCCAUGUAGCUGAUAUGCUGAAAAUGCUGGUAUUUAAUCCAAUAUCGAUGUAUAUGCAUGAGUUUUUCAGUCAUACUGAAAUACCAAUUAACAUUUCUGGUAUACAGGAAUCAUUGAUCCUGAUCUUGUAUUAACUGUUUUACUUGCAUGGAAUAUUGUCGAUGCCAUAUUGUUUUUACUUUUCAAAAUCAGGAAUUUAAGAGUUUUCAUGUUGAACAAACUAUAUGCCAAAAAACAGUUAUGGCAAUAUUAUCUCGAUAUUUCUUCCUGUAUACUGGUGCCAUCCUCGGUCCCAGGGCCUCACGGCUGACACUCCGGCAACGCAGUGUCAGCCGUGAGGCCCUGGGACCGAGGAUGUACUGGUGCCAGAAACUAAUUCAAAUACUGAAUACUGGGCCCCAGGCCUAGGGCGCGAAAUAACGGUCGGUCAACGGACAAUGUCCGGCCAGAAUGCGGAGUUGUCCGGUCAAAUUCUUACCUUGCCGGUCAUUUUGACCGAUCACUUUCGGUAAAAGAACAAACUAAUCUUCAUUAUAUAAUAAUAAUCAAAAUAAAGUGGUCAAGUACAGUAUUAUAAUUAAGAACCAUAACAUGCAUGUUGUCGAGUAUUUUGCAGGAAAACAACUCAAUGUACACCAGUUUUCGCACGCAGUACGUCACAAAGCCCAUGGGCCAUGGCCACGCCUUUGGCUUAAGAGCUAAGACCAUGCUUUUAGCACAGUACAAGCUGUUUUAUGUGUUUUAUGUGAAGGAAUUUUUAAUUACUGAUUACAGUAAGGCUUUUUGUACUGCUAUACUGGGAAAAUGGUCACAUUUUUAGGGGUAUACUUUACUUUGCUUUAAGCUGAAUAAUUUGACCGGCCAGAACCUCGGUAUGUCCGAGCUAAAAUUGAGUUGGACCCCAAUUUCUACUCAAACAUUCUUUAAUUUUGCCACAAAUUUUUUAUUACUAAUUAAGACUAUGUGCACACGGUAACGUUUCCGAGCGUUUCUAAAACGUCGUUUCCAAUUUUGUCAGUUUGACGCUCUGUCCACACGGAAACGUUUUCACGAGAUGCAAAUGUAUGUCUCGAUAAAAAUUCCAUCUCUAGCGGCUUGUUAUCACCAUUCAUUUUCCACCAGAUAAAGUCAUUACUUGUCAACGAGUUUCUUAAAAUGUUCUCUGCUCAUCAUAAAGUAAACAGUUCUAUAUGUACUGUUUAGCGUCACCGAUACGAAGUCUGUCGCUUCUUCGAAAGCAAACCGCAUUUUAAAUCGUUCAUAAAUCAUUAUACAUUUGAAAGGCUAUAUAUUUUGUUUUAUUUGUUGCUAAAGUUUUUAACUUAAGAAUUAAUGAUCCAAUGAAAGAUCUUAAGCUUCCAGGAAACAAAAAUAUAACAUUUUGAUUUUAAGCCGCCAUCUUGGAUUUUUAGCGUUUCAACGUGAAAACGCUUGUCCAAAAACGUUUUUAGCAUUGAGAACGUUUUCGUCAUAAGAUGACGUUUUCAUCCGUUUUCGUGUGGACACGGCUUGAAAACGACACUUUUUGAAAACGUUACAGCUGAAAACGCUCGAAAACGUUACCGUGUGCACAUAGUCUAAGGUGGCUCCCUAGGGUUUUAUUUCCGGGGGUUACGUUCUUCGUAUAUAUGUAAACUAAAACUCGUGUGAUUUCAAAAUACGAACGAACGUUGCAUCUACUCUGUGGUUGUGUUUUAUAUGGAACUCUUUUUUGAAACAAAAAUGCGAACUUUACUUUAGUUGAAAGCACAAAAGAGUUCUAAAAGCCAAAACGAUACUUGGAUGUGAUGUUUCAAAAGAAGAUAAUGUAAACUUGUUUUUUUUCAAGCGGUAUUCUGGAUGUUUUUUGAACCGCCGUACGCGAGGUUCGAUCGUGAACAUUGGGAUAUAAAGUUUCCUCAAGAAUUUGCAGUGUUUUCUCCACAAUCUAGCAGCACUUAUGACAAUAAAGAUGACUUAAAUAAUGAGCCCUCUACGGGUGAAAUGAGCAGGGCCGAAACUCCAAACAUACCGCUAUAAAAACUGAAAUUUGAAUGGGCAUUUUGCGAAAACAUCCGACGAUAGUACUCGCACGGGACGAAUUUUGACAAACAUUUUUCAAAUUAAUACCAAGAAGUCAUAACCAGUAAUUACCUAAAUAUCUUUGCCAUUUUUACAUGUAUAAUCCACGCUUAGUUGACCAUUAACCGACACAGUUAUAAACAGUAUAUCGAACAUAAUUUAUAUUUUGUUAUUUCGAAAAAGUCAUGCCUUGUUGUUUUAUGCAGAAUGCAUGUACUGUACAUGUCAGUUGGGGUAUUAAAUUGUUCGCGUAAAAAUCCGUAAAAAUUGCCAAAAUUAAACCCAAAUUUCUCUGUUUUCCUUCGGUAAAAUUUUUUAAAACUUUGCACAUUUUUUAAUAUUGGCACAACAAAUGCAAUAUCCUUUUUUCUUAAAAUUAAAUCGAAGGGAAAAUUCAGUUUAAUAUUGAUUUUUGACUUUUUAAAAUUUUCUAAGAAACGUAUCGAUUUAAUUUUUUUAAAUUGAGGGGAAAAAAUCAUUAUACAAGUAUUAUCUUUUAUGCAAAGUUUUAAAAAAUUUCACCGAAGGAACUUUUUAAAAUGACCUGAAAAAGACAAUUUUUGAUCUUUAUUCUAAGCAUGCUGUUGCCAUGACAACAUAUUUUUAACACAAAAGUAGCAAUUCGCAAUGUUCAGGAGAACAUUGUCAAUGUGUCCAAUAAAUUUCGUCUUCAUAUCAUGUAAAGUAAAGAAACAGGCGUCUCCUGAAUACUAUAGUGUAGUAAAUUAAAAAACCCUAGGGAGCCACCUUAAAGUCAAUCUUAAGGCCCGUUUACAUGGGCGAUUUUUGCUGCGAUUUUAGUUGCGAUUUUCUCCUUUUAGAGGAUGUAAAGGAGUGGAUGAGUUAUAAAUGUUCCAGGUUAUGAAAUCUCAUAACAACAUCAUUAAGUAAUCGACUCCUUCAGAUCCUCCAAAAGGCGAAAAUCGCAGCAAAAAUCGCACGUGUAUAAACGGGCAUUUACAUUCUAUUAUCUCUAAUUCUUAGUGCGAGUAGUCAGGAUUAAUUAAGUACGUUGUUAAAAAAAUUGCUUUCAAAAACUUGUUCACUCUAAAACUUCCAUUCAUAUCAUGUGUGUGAGUUCACCAAAACUGCAGAAAAUCUCGCAUCUGUUUUGUAUUAAAAUGGAAUUUCAAGUGAAAACCUUGAACUGAGAACAAUUGCGUAAAAUACAACUAUUGGCCAUCUAACAAGAAUCAAACUUGCAGUUCCGCGAUCUGGUGUAGAGCAGGCAGUAAAUCAAGAGCACAAUACAUCCAAAUUACAGCCAAAAAUUAGGGAGGUGAAGUGCAUUUUCCCUAUUCCCGCGCCUCGCCUGUCUCGCAGCCCGCGCCUCAAUUCUCCAACCCCUCCGGCAUGCAACGCAUUCCCCGCCGGCAACGCAUGCUAUAUUCUUGUGGAUAGUCCAAAACGAUUUAGGUUUGCUAUGUGGACGCGGAUUUUCUUUAUAAACACAAAAAAAUCCGUUUUCAAGCUAAUCCAUAUUGUAUGUACGAGGCGUACGUGAUUGUAUUUUGGAACUGAAUGAGUAAAUGGCGCCAUAAAUUCAGUUAGUGAACUAACAUUGACGCACUGCCUUGUGAUUUGUUAGGAACGUAGGUAAAGCAAUAACGUCCGAUGAAAACAGUGAUAAGGAAAAAGCAAGUACUUAUUAUAAUAAAGGUUAGUUCUGGAAUAAUAUUGCUUUAGAGUAUGUCGGCUAUGUAGCGUGUUAAUACCACACGCUAUAGAAAGCUGUUAUAGUAUAUAACUGUAGAUUCUUGCUAGAUCAUGAUCAGUUACUCCAUAUAGUGGCAUGCAGGCCUGGCAAGCUUUUUAUAUUCAGCCGGAUCGGAUAUACUUUAAUUUGUUAUUAAUCGGACAUUUUGAUAUACGGUAUUAUUAUACUGUAUAUCAAAAUGUCCGAUUAAUAACAAAUUAAAGUAUAUCCGAUCCGGCUGAAUAUAAAAAGCUUGCCAGGCCUGCAUGCCACUAUAUGGAGUAACUGAUCAUGAUCUAGUAAAUAGAAAUGUCAAUAGAAAUGAAAGUCCCAAAGGACUUUAAACCGUCAUGUCCUCAAUACAGCCACAUAUCGGCCAUUAUUCCCUGAAAGUGGGUCUUUAGCGUACAUGUCACUCUAUUUUGUAUGUAAAAAGACCAUGCUUACGAGCAUAAAUGCGUAUAUUGCAACUAGUUAUUCUAGAUCUGAUGAUUUUGCAUCAAAAUCGAAUAAAAAAAACUCAUAUAUGUCUUGUUUUUAUCCUUAUCCUGGUUUUGAAGAGGCUAAUCUCCGUCCGGAUUGUGUUUUGUUCUAGAUUUUUUUUUAAUUUUCGCUUUUAGUUUCCAAUACUCACAAUAGUCAAUAUCAAUAAGUUUAGUUUAGUUUAUAUGGAUUUUGCCGUCUCAAAAUGAGUAUCGAUCUGCAAUUUAUUUCAGCUUUGCGAAGUAUAGAUGUUGGUCUAGCUAUGAAGAUUUCUGAAAAUUCUCGUGAUGCUGAAAAGACAAAACAACUUCAUGAAAAACUCAAAAAGUAGGUAGAACAUGUUAUUCGAAGUUCUGUCAUUGCAUAGUUAAUUGAGGAGAUGGUUUGGAAACUUAUUAGCAUUACAAUAAACCACUAUGUUUUUGUUCAGGUUUAUGCAAAAAUGUGGUCUUUUAUCGUCACGUGCGUAUUGUAUUUUUGCUCAACCAGCCAAUAGCGACGGUUUUGUCCAAUUGCCCAUGCAUGACUCUAACAAUAAGACAUUUUGAACAUUCCUAUUGGUUGACUUGAGAAAAAUACAAUACACACGUGACGAUGAAAGACCACAUUUUUGCAUAAACCUGAACAACAUAGAUAAUGAGGUUUAUUGUGAUUUUAUUGUAAUGCUAACGAGUUUCCAAACCAUCUCCUCUAUUAACUAUGGUCAUUGAGAUCGAAGAAACACUCUAAUUUACAUGCUAUAUUGAAAAGCACCUUCAAAAGGUCUAAAGCUGAAAAGUUUUCCUUCAGAAUGUAAAGUUGAGGCUGUCAACUAUAUGCAGAUCAUAGGUCUCCCGAAAAGGUUUUUAUUUAAAACAAAUCUCAUAAAAUUGCGUUAAAUACAAUGCUUAUAUUCUUGCUUGAUUAAUUUACACUAAGACCUCUAUAAUUCGUAUUACAUGAAGUACAUCUUACACAGUGCAUGCCUUUUAUCAUUAUGCAUAUUAUUUUCCCAAGGUUGGCAAGAAAAUACCGAUCUAGCACUGUAUAUACAACAACUAAAUGACGAAAAACUUGUACAUAAACUCGAAACUCGUUAAAAACAUAAUAGUCAGACAUACCUUUAACAUUCCUACAUUGAAUUUUUUUGUUUUUUCACCACAUUAAAUCGAGUAAAUUUUGCCGAAAUGCAUAAAUUAUUUUACUCAAUUUAAUCAAUUUUUUUCAAAUUAUGCGGGAUGACAGCUGCCGUCCCGACGUCACAAAAUAAAGCUCUCUGAUUGGCAAGAUUUCAGUCAGCUUUAGCCAUCCAAUCAAAGAGCUUUAUCUUGUGACAUCGGGCUGUAACCGUCACCCCGCACAUAUUUGUUUUGCCAACUUUGGAGAAAUAAUAUACAUAAUGAUGCAACGCUACCUUUUCGGGAAACCUAUAUGUGCAGAUUAGACUUCAUUAACUUUUAUUAGUGUACUGUCAUAUAAAUCGGUUAAUGCUUAAGCCCUUCAAUAUACUUUCACUGCCUCGAUCAGAAUAAUGUUUUCAAAUGUAGGUUAAAGAUUCAAGUUGAGGACCGACUAAAAGUUUUAAACUCAGACGUAAAAGAACGAGUACCCACGAGACCACCACCACCAAUUCAAAGGGCACCCGCGAGACCACCACCACCAAUUCAUGUAAACUCUCAAAAGAGGGUUCCUCAUAGUUAUAUUCCAGUCGAGGUCAACAAUGAUCAACCAAAUGUACAGAGUUGGGAAGAUGCAAGGGAAUUAUUUUCUGUUAUGAAUCGUAUGUGCAAGUCUGCAAUACACUAGUUUUGGUGACCAUAGGAGAACUCUGUUGAGUGUCCUCAACAGAGUUCUUGAACGCACUAAAUACCUGUGUUCAAAUUAGCUACUUUGAUUUCUGCACGUUUGUCAUAAAUACUUCUCAUCUUGUGUCACGCGAAUCUUGUCAUGUUUAUUCCUCUCCUCCCGUUACCAAAGUAAACGUUAAUCCGCGGACGCAAAACCUGUUGUUGACCCUGUUCCUAAUCUCAGAAAAUGAAAGAAUACCGACUGACGCAUUUAGAGAUUAAUAGUGAUUUUCGCAUUUAGAGAUUAGUAGUAGGAAUUUCGUAAUGUGCUUCAACAGAAUCGCCUCAAUCGGGCUUCUGAGUAGUCUAUGUAUAUAUUUAGUCAUCCCUCACCUCGACCUCUCUCAUUCUUUUUUUAUCACCUUACUAAUUUUUUCUUUAUAUUUUUAUUUCACUAUUCACUCGCAUAAGUUCUUCCUGUACUGUCUCAACCGUCUAUUCGUUAAUGGUCUCUUCCUCCACUGCUCUUUCUUUUCAACACUUUUUUAUCGGCUCUAUUUCUACCAUUUUUUGUGGCAUCUCCUUUACCAUGUCUUUCAAUACCUCUUAUUUUAACAUCUAUCUUUCUACCACAUUUAACUGCCAUCAUUUUUAUUCCCCAUCUCUUUCUGUAUCUCUCCAGUAAUUAUUUCAUUCUUUUUGACCCUCCACCAUCUUUUCCACAACCAUCUUUUUUAAUACCACCAUCGCUUUUUUUUCAAUAUAUUUUCAACUAUAUACAGUAUAUCUUAUUGGCUUCACCAAAUCUUUCGUCCAUACGUCUUUCUGUAUCUCCUCAGUUACUUUUAUUACUUAUCCUUUUCUCUUUGGUUUUCUCCACUAUUUCCCUUUCGAAAGAACAAUUUUUGAACAAUUUCGUAAGAACAAUUUGUUAGCCUGAGGACGGAUAGUAAACUAUCCGAAACGUAGCUAAAAUAAAAGUAUUAUCAAAAACCUCUUGUGUGAUCCUUGAUUUAAAUUAAAAACACAAAAUUAUUUAUUUCCCUUUCUUUUCACAAACUCGUCUUCCCUUUCACUAUUUCUUCCUACACCAACUAGUUCAAUAUCUCUUCAUUUACCAUCUAUUUCUCUCUGAUGUUUUCUCCCACCAUGUUUACCUCUAUCAACCAUCUAUAAUAUUUUCGUCACAGAACCUUUCCCUAUGACUUCAUAAUGACCCGUUUCCUAACGCCACUUUUGCAACAUCUUCCUCCACUCACACUUCGUCCUCUACCACCUUAUCUACCACCACCAUAUGUUUCUGUUCCUUAUGCUCCCAUGUUUCCUUAUUCGACCUUCCCAACUCCAUCUGAUCCAAGUAACCCCCCCCCCCCCCCCCCUCCAUAGAUAUCCCAUUCGCACGGUCCUAACUUAUUUCUGACGCUAUGUGGCCAUAACCCUUCUUAACGUCAAGUGUGCCUGCACCUACUGUAUUUCGUUUGUUUUUUGUCGUCCAUCGUUAAUCUUUUCCGACUUCUCCAUCAUGUAGAACAUUACUGUUACCACCAUUUCUUAUUGCCCCCUCGUUUGUCUGGACCUUUUAGUACAUCUUUUAAUAACUGUUUCAUUUACAUCUGACUUGUUUUUCUCCCUUUUUCUAUCACUAAAAUUGAGUUCAAUCUAAAAUUUGCAUGUUGUGUAAAACAGUGUAAAACAUUUAAAUGUAAGUUAUGAUAAUCAGAAAUAUUGAUAUUACAUCUCUUUUUCUUAUAAGAUGUGAACAUGUUUUUUGUAUCAAAAGAAGGCGAUGUAACAACUCUGUAUCAGCCUCAAACUCUUCGUGCAUUGCAACUGGUAAAUGACUCUUCAGGUGUGUAAUCAGGAAUGUUUUAGGCUUCUAGCUUUAAUUCCUUACUGCUUUCUUGUUGUUACAGUACCUUGAACGAGAGAAUAACACAGUUAAUAGUCGUACAGUAUAACCCUAUGCAUUACAUUUUACUUAAAUUGUAACUGGUAAGAAGUUUAAUCAGCUCCAAAAGUGUUCUUCUGUCACCGUUUUUGAUCGUUUUUAGUAAAUCGAGGCACAAUACAACCAUUGGAAUUCAACUCUUUGAAAUUUACGGAUAGUGUAGUUGAAUAGUUCAGUUAAAUCAUCCCUGAUAUUACAAAGGAUUUUCUGCCUGUGCCAUGAUGAAAUAGUUAGUUUUGUACAAUUUAAAAUGUUUAUUAAAUCGGUUGCCAUGUCAGCAUAUAUUGUACAAGUGCACAGUAAAAUCUAAUUGGCGAUAAUACCCAUAUGUUGUGAGACUAAGCCAAGAAUUAGAACAAUAUCGUACCCAGAACCAUCAUGGUACAAGAUUGCAACAAAAAGGGAUAACCUCCGUUAUAGGUCUUAUAGUCAUACUGCGGUAAUUCUGUCUAUUUUAAGUCGUCUCAACUUUUUAGAUUCGAGCAAUCCAUCAGUAUUUCUACAAUGUGGAUCGUGGGUAUUUCCAUUGGUCCCAGGACGUUCGCCAGUGUUAAAAACCGAAGACAGAACGUUUAUGAUUCCCGAUAUAAAUCUGGACAGUGAACAAUCUGAUUCAUCGCAUUUGGCUGAAGGAAAGUUCCCAACAGUGGGGCUAGUUUUCUCUCCAGACACAAGCGAGGAUCAAAUUAAGCGAUUUGAAAGAAUUUUAAAGUGCUAUUCAGAUUAUAGACAUUAUACCCCUGCAUAUAGUCAGGAAAAUGAUACUGCAGAACCAUCAGCUAUUAUUCCAACAGCACCACCUGCAGAGCAGCCUAAGACACAAACAUCAUUAGUUCCAGUGAAUGAUGAAGCUGUUGCGCCGUCCAGUGAAGAAGUACAGGUGGUAUACAAUAUACGUUUCAGUUGGCAUAUUCAGCUGUAACAUUUAAACUUCCUGUUCAAAGUUUUCAACUAUUCUAUCUAUUUUGGCCGAUUCCAUUAGGUCAGUUUGUAUUUUGAACUGCGUACCCCCCAAUGACGUGUUCUAUAAGUCGGAAUAAAAUUACAUUUUAACCAGUUAUUGAAAAUUCAAACUUCAUUUGUGUUUUACGUAUAGUCAAAAUAUAGACAUGCAAUUUGGAUUGAGUAAGCUGAAGGUUGCUUGAAAUAUUAGCCGUCAUGGGGUUGGUUUGGUUCAAUUUAGCAAAAUAUUCCUUUAAUGACCUUAUUCUGCAUUUACACAUCUAGAGGACAAAAUAUGUUUGAUAUAUAAAGAUAUAACAGCUCUAUUCUGGCUUUAUACAUGUAAACAUGAAUGAAUGAAUGAAUGGAUAUAGUUGACUACUUUGACACCCAUAUAUUUAAAUCAUCCAGUUUCAGCCACAUUAUCAUUCUAUCUGACCGUUCAAGAUUCUCUCCUAUCAUUCAACUGCAUGCAAUGAUACCCUGAUUCGAAACUUUUUCUGUUACUUCGUGGUGUUGUGUUGUGUUGUGUUGUGUUGUGUUGUGUUGUGUUGUGUUGUGUUGUGUUGUGUAAAUCGUCUUGUAUAUGUUCAGUACUGGCCUAUUUGUCUUUUCUUCUACAGUAUAUGUUAAUAUGUACAGUAUAUGUUUUAUCAAAACUUACACUAUUGCUCUAAUCUUGAACCGAGUCGUGUAUCGACAGAUUGCAUUUUUUGUAUUUAUCCUUCUGUAAUGACCUUAUGUAAUAAUCACAUAAUAACCUUAAUAUUAAUAUUUUUCAGAGCACGACCUGGGGAGUCAAGGUUUCCAGGGUAAAUAUAUAUUUUAAUCUUUUUUUUAAAAAAGAAAAUUAAUUAUAACAUGGGUUGCUUUCUUUGUACACAGGGAAUUGAAGUUGGUGCUGUUCUUAUUUCAUGGGGUUUGAGUAAAGGUGCAGAGCUUGGUGGAAAUCUAAUUAAUCAGGUAAAUGCAUUGUUAUAAUUAGUGUUGUUUAUUCUUCGUUAAAACCACCUUGACUAUUUGCAAUUAAUAUUUAUCUCAUUUUCCAUACAGUAUAUGUGUUUAUUUUACCACAGGGAUCGGAAAAACUACGUGGGAAAAUAAAACCCAAUGAAGAGUCUGCACAAAUUGAUCCAAAAAUCGAAGAUAACGUACGACAAAUCAAGACAGCUACAGGUAAGCGGACCAUAUGUACUGUACAUUGUAGUUGAAACGCUAUUGUUCGCUCAUAAUAAUACCAUUAAAUGAGUUUAAAACGUACAAUUAAACAAAAAGUUGUACAGAACGAAUUUUUAUCUCAAUUAAUGUACAGUAUCUAAGGCUAUACCUUUACACGAACCAGGGCUGAUUUUCAACCCGGGUUGAAAGACUUCAUGGGGUUUGUUUUCCACGAUCAACCUUAUUUAAGCCAAAUUUGUGUACUUGUCCUAAAGCGAUUUACGUUUCACAUUUAACAUAUCAAUUGUUGCUUUUAUGAAUAUUAGAGCUUCUGGAGACAAAGGAAGAUAAUUAUUUUCAUGAUUAUAAUACCGGGUGUCCCAAAAAAAAGUACUCCGGUUUGAUUUAUAAUAACUUCUAAACAAAUAAAGCUAUCAAACAGAAAUAACUUGCAUUAAUUAGAGAAAGGACUAACUUAGAUUUUGAUAUAUUACAGUUGUAUUUUACUUAAAAAUUCAUAUUAAUGUUCCAAAUUGGGAGCAUAUUUUGGGAUGUGUCUAAAAUUAGCGAAAAUCGGCAUAUCAAAUAUUAACUCCAGCGUUUGUUUGCUUAAUGAGAUAUCAGGCUAACUUGUAUUUCAGCGAAUUGUCGUUAGGGUUUCUAAGGCAUAUGACGUAGAUUUAGAAAUCUUACAUGUAAGUCUUAGCUCAUUGUUUCCUGAAAUAUGAACGUUCGAAAUUAUGAAAGUAUUUAAUAGGUCUUUACAAACUUAAAGGUACAUGAAAGUCAUGCAAGGCAGGCGCUUAAAUUUUUCUUAGAUAGCCUAAUGUUUUUAUGUUUUUCGUGGGUUCAAAACAGACUUGAUUAUUUCUCGGUUAGAGCAGGAUGAAUAUUAUUCUUUAAUGAAGGAAAUAAUAUUGGUUUUUGCAAAUACACAUCACAGUAUUAACGCUACUAUUUUGUUACAUUUUGUUCCAAAAAUGUUGGAUGUCUCUGGGGAGUUGCUUGUUAUGUCCUAUGGAGUUGUAUGGUUUGAUUGUGUUUCAUUCUCGGUUUAUUCUGAACUUGCCAAGAUUAAGAAAAGGCAAAAGAGUUUGGGUGUUCUUAACAAGAUUUCAGAACGUUGCAGAAGUUAGAAGAGCUUCACAAUUCCAUUGUUACAGCAUACCCUAAUUCAGAACUACGAACGAUCCAUGACGAUCCUUCGCGAUGCAGUGGUCUCGUGAAAUAAGGAAACGUAUUCGUGCUAGGAACACACGCGGAUUUCGGACAAAUAAAAUCUUGCUUGUUUUGCAGAUAAUAAUACAGACUUUGUUUCAUAAUAAACAAUUUGUCAAGUGUCAUUUAUUUACUGGUGAUAGUGCAUGUUUCAGUCGGGCAAAUCUUGAUUAAUAUUUGAUACGCCGUUUUUUGCAUAUUUCAGACACAUCCAGAAAUAUGCUCCCGAUUUUAAACAUUAAUAUCUCCGUGAAUUUUUAACUGAAAUACAACUGUAAUAAUAUAUCGAAAUCUAAGUUAGUCCUUCCUCUACUUGAUGCAGGUUUUUUCUCUUUAAAAGCUUUACUUGUUUAUAAGUUACUACGAAUCAAACCGGAGUACUUUUUUUUGGGACACCCGGUGUAUCUGUCAAUUAUUGGACAUGUCCAUAUUUGUGGACGUUAAAUUUUGUCAAAAGACAUUUGAACGUGCAUCUGCAUUGACCAUCAUGACCGUUUACACGAGCCCAAUGAAGUCCCACGUGUUAAUGGGCCAUUCGCAAUUAAAUAAAUUUAAUUUGUUCAUAUUAGUUAAAUCACGACACAUGCAGAGGGGUUGUAAAAACGGAAAAGAUUCAUUAGCACAGACCUCUCGGUAUUUAGAGUUUAGCAUAGUAGGCACGAAAUAUUACAGUAAAGGGGUAUACAAAAUUUGGUUGCCUGCCAUGGGCUUAGCCAGAGCUAGGCCCGUUCACCCGUCAUUUGGGCGUGUAUUUUUUAAUGUGGACGGGCAAAAAAGCUCCAGUAUUUUGUCUUUAGUAAUUAAUACAACCAUACAAGCUUAAAUUUUGCUAUCACAAGCAAAUAAGUUACAAAUCUUUAUAUAUAUUAGCGAAAUAUUUAGUGUUUUAAGUCGAUUUUAACAAAAAACAUCGGUGAUUAUGUUCGUGAGGUCAACCAUGCUGUUUGCUUUUCAGUUUUGAGUGCAAUUUUACACGUGUUCUUUUGACUGCUAAAAAUCACGUUUUUAGAAGAUAAAGACCUAAUUUCAAAUUUAUUCCAAGGGAAACGUUUUGGACGGGUAGAUUGAUAAUCCUUGUUAGGUCCCUGUUGCUUGCAGCAUCUUCCCAUGCAUCUAUAUAUAUUUGUUUCCGUGUCCGCCACUAAUAGUGUUUAUAUAAUUUAAUUAGUUCAAUUAAUCUAUCAUAAAUAUUAUUAUUUAUUUGAAGGUGUUGCAUGUCAGGUAUCGUCAGCUAUCGUCUCUGCAGUUUCAGCUUUAACAUAUCAACUUGGAAAAGAACUAGCUCCCAUUAUUGUUGAACAAGGAUCUAAGGUUUACUAUUAUUAUUACUAUUAUUAUUAUUAUAAUUAUUAUUAUUGAUGAAUAUUUUAACAGGAUAAAAACGUCAGUUAUGUAAAAACUAAAUAAUUAAUUAUACAAAAACUGCUAUCAAUGUUUGUCCUGUAAAGUCUCAAGAAUAACAAAAAUAGGUAGAUCAAUAAAUAGAGCCUAAAAAUUACAUAAUUAUAUAAGAAUGGACAAAUAGGAUAAAAUAUCUUAGAAAUAUAAUAUUUCAGUACAAAGUUAAAAUGUCUUGAAAGAUAAACUAUUUCAAAAUCAUUGAUCUUCGUGUUGUUGUUGGUAAUGAAUUAAACAGUUUUGCUCCACCGAAGUAGAAGCUCUGCUUAGCUAGUUCCAGCCAAGAAUUGCUAAAGAUACUCGAGUGUGAAUUUGAGCUCGACAUUUCAGGUUUUUCACAAAAAUAUAGUCGUUUUUUUCACUUGCCUACCCAAAUUGUAAUACAAUUUCCUAUUGUGAAAUUAAUACAACGUGUUCGGUGUUCCUCCGACCCAGUCUCCUCUGUGCGCUACUUUUUUUUCAAAAUUGGCACUUUGAGCCGUUAUAUCUCAGAAACUAGAAGUUUAAACCAAAAUCUAAUCUAGAACUUCUAUUGUAACUUUUUACGCUCUAUCCGAAUCAUGCAAAACCCAUUUUGGGUUUAUAGGCACUUUAAUUCGUGACAGUUUAAUAGAAAUGCUGUUGUUUCUCGUUUCUUUCUCAUGACUAACUGUAUAAUAGGUAUAUUAUUGUACAUAUUCAGUUCACUCCCCAUUGGGGCUCUUCAGUGAGCGAUUACAUCAAGUGUCAUAUACUCUUACUUAUCUUACUUAGUAAUUAGCCUAGAAUAUUUAUCUUUACAACAAUUGUGAUAUUUCUAUAUCCUAACUAUGUUUAUCCUAACCUACCCUGCCCUGCCAACUUGCACUACAUUUGUUAAUUUAAUAUUAGGCGUGUCUGGUUAUUUGUUUCCUGCUUCCACAAUCUGCGAAACAAAAUGUUUUCUUUACCCAUAUUUAGAACUCACUGAUUAGAUUUGUUUAUUGUUAGCUACUGCCGCAAUCAGCAAAACAAAAUAUAAACAGCGAUGGAAAAGGUCAUAUUCAAGAAGUUAUGAAGGUUGCUGUUGUCGGAAUACAAGGUACUAUGAGAUCAAUUUGAUUGUGUUAAGUAUAUUGCUGGUUACAUGGGAAUUCAAAACAUUGCUAUUGGUAUAAGUUUGGUAAUACACACAACCAUGGCCGAAUAUACAUUGCAUUAACCAGGGCCGUCCCGAGCAGUAUCUGGUUGGAGGGGGGGGGGAUUCAAAAAUUGUGGCCCCCUUCCUUUCGGGGGAAGGAGAAAAGUACUUUUUUGACCUCCAUUUUUCAGAAAAUUCCUUAAUAUUUAACACGUUAUGCAAUUCCCCCAAGUAGUUUCGGCCCUGGCAUUAACCUAGACAAAAGCGUACUGUAGUUAUUUAUACAUAUAUUUCCAUUAAGUUGCCCAAUGUGUUUUGCACUUUCUAAACUAAGUUCCUAAGUUGUCUAAUUUCGUUGCUUAUUUUGAGGUGUACAUGUCACGAUUUUUUUCUACCUGUAGUCUUAGUUCGUUCUUUUAUGUUAUAGGGCUUGCAGUUGUUCAUGAAGGGUUAACGGAUGCUUGGAAAAUUUUGUACUCCAGUCUGUCUCAAGCCACAGUCACAACAGUCGAUCAUAAGUACGGUUUUGGGCUUUUUUUUAUAUACACCUGGUAUAUAAAAGAAACAUGAAUGCAUUUGUGUUGCGCUUUUUUCAAAUAAUUUUCAUUUGGAUCAAUUCCAAUAUAUACGAUUAAUAAUACGAUUUUUUCCGAAUAAAUCUUAGAGUUUUUAAACUUGUUUUCAGGUAUGGAGAACAAGCUGGAAGAAUAACUGGUGAUGCAAUGGGAGCUGUUGGCAAUGCAGUUGAGGUGCGCUCUCAGGGGGCCCCACUAUGAGUUAUGAUUGAAAUAAUAUUGUAUUUAUUUUUAAAAACCUACUUGAAUCCCUUGAUAAUCGAUUAUUUUUUCUCUCGAAAUUCUGUAAAUAUUUUAAACUGCUUGGAGUCAUUAUACUCUCACUCUACAUGACGUUUCACGAAGUAUAGAUGAUCGCUGACA